AUGACCGAAGCCGAGCUCAAGCAGCUCUUUACCACGGGGGACAAGGGCCUCGAGCCCGAUGUCCUGUCCGAACUGCAGUCCAUCAUGCGCUUGCACGAGCUUUCCGCCGAGGACCUUUUCUACAAAUGGGAGUCGUACUGCAUCAAGAUGGACAUAGACGCCAUGAACCCCCAGAUCAGCCCUAUGCGCAACUUCAAGAAAGAUCUCCAGGACGCAUUGGAGAGGGCCAACAAGCAACAGACACACAUCAAGACCGAGAAGCGCGCACACGGUACCCCAAGGGCGAGAGGCGGGGAUGUGUUCGGCAUGCUGGAUGGCCUGGUGCCCAGCACUCCGUCGUCUGGGAGGUUGAACAAACCGAGCAGUUUGCGGAAGAAGGAGACACCAACCAUGUCAAGGAUCAAGGCAGAGAUUACGUCUAGUUCUCCGGAGUACAAGGGGUCGUCGAAGAUGGAGGACCAACUCAGUUCCAUGCAGUCCCCGAGUUCCUUCAACGACAGACAGAAUGCCGGCGAUACGAUUGAAGUGCUAAACGACCACCUCAACGCCCCCGAAGUCCCAAUCUGCCCUUAUUCCGAACCCCGCAUCAAGUUGACGGCCGCAUCAGACCAAAAGAAGCUUGCGUACAAGCCCCUUGCUAUGAAGCUGUCUGAAGCGUCAGAGAUUCUCGACGACAGGAUAGACGAGUUCAUGGGCAUCGUCCAAGAGUACCACAAGCUUGAUCUUUCGGAGUUUGGUAAUGCGGCAUCUCAGAGCACUACGGCUGUAAUUGCUGUCGGUCGCAUUGCGUCCGAUGCGCCGGAGGGAAAGCUGAACGCGGCGUCUCUGGUACUGGAGCUGUCGAGGCGGAUGGGUGGCGGUCAACGAGUCUCGUUGAAUAUGCGCAGUGUCAAGAAGGGCUUCAGCUUCUUCCCUGGUCAAAUCGUGGCAUUGAAGGGUAUCAACACCUCCGGCAACGAAUUUCUAGUCGAGGAAGUUCUUGAAGUGCCCCUCUUUCCCAAUGCCGCCUCGACGCCUGCUACAUUGGCUGCACACCGCGAAAAACUGCGAGGAGACGCAGACGCCAUGGACACCGACUCGGACCCUGCACCGCUGAACGUUAUCUACGCUUCCGGGCCCUACACCGCAGACGACAACCUCGAUUUCGAGCCUCUGCAUGCCCUCUGCGACCAGGCGGCCGAUACGUAUGCCGAUGCUCUGGUUCUCACUGGACCGUUCAUUGACAGUGAACAUCCUCUGAUUGCCAUGGGCGACUUCGACCUUCCCGAGGAAGCCGUCAUCGACCCGGACACCGCCACUAUGUCCACUGUCUUCAAGUACCUUUUCUCUCCUGCACUCAACCGUCUCGUCUCGGCGAACCCUAGUAUCACCAUACUCCUCAUCCCAUCGGUGCGAGAUGUCAUCGACAAGCACGUCUCAUGGCCUCAAGACUCUGUCUUGAAGAAGGACCUUGGCCUGCCAAAGACAGCAAGAAUCGUCACCAACCCCAUGACCUUGUCGAUGAAUGAAAUGGUUAUGGGCAUUUCUUCCCAGGAUAUUCUCUGGCAGCUGAAGCACGAAGAGCUUGCAGCACGCCCAUCAGACACCAACCCUCUCUCAAGACUUUCCCGGCAUCUACUCGAGCAGAGGCACUUCUUCCCGCUGUUCCCACCCACAGACCGUCAAAAGCUGCCCAAGACAGGCACAGAGGAGGGCAUGCCACCAGGCGCCAUGCUGGAUAUCAGCUACCUUAAGCUCGGCGAGAUGGUAAACGUUCGCCCUGAUGUUUUGAUUGUCCCCAGUUUCCUCCCGCCGUUCGCAAAGGUCGUCGAGAGCGUGCUCGUAAUCAACCCAGGCUACCUAUCCAAGAGGCGAGGCGCAGGCACGUAUGCGCGCUUGACGCUGUUCCCACCAAAGGUCGACGCUUCAUCAGACACCAUGGUGAGCCAUGGUAUCUUUGAUCGCGCGCGUGUGGAGGUCAAGAAAAUCUGA
Colletotrichum chrysophilum is the source of this 1971-nucleotide messenger RNA. RefSeq lists its product as uncharacterized. The transcript is spliced from 3 exons. Gene Ontology annotation, cellular component: alpha DNA polymerase:primase complex. NCBI's taxonomy places the organism in Eukaryota, Fungi, Ascomycota, Sordariomycetes, Glomerellales, Glomerellaceae. The coding region runs from base 1 to 1971 and encodes 656 amino acids. The record is from RefSeq and is a predicted model, not a curated record. Gene Ontology annotation, biological process: DNA replication; DNA replication initiation. Gene Ontology annotation, molecular function: DNA binding.